Epinephelus moara (kelp grouper) is the source of this 2343-nucleotide messenger RNA. RefSeq names its product receptor activity-modifying protein 3-like. Gene Ontology annotation, molecular function: coreceptor activity. The record is from RefSeq and is a predicted model, not a curated record. The coding region runs from base 286 to 783 and encodes 165 amino acids. Gene Ontology annotation, cellular component: cell surface; signaling receptor complex; membrane. Gene Ontology annotation, biological process: G protein-coupled receptor signaling pathway; receptor internalization; protein localization to plasma membrane. The transcript has 4 exons. Lineage: Eukaryota; Metazoa; Chordata; Actinopteri; Perciformes; Serranidae.
AGCUCUGACUCCUGACUGCACAGACAAGUGGCCGCGAUCAUCAGGAGGACAGUCUGAGAUCACUCUCGGCUCUGGGAUCACAUUUCUUUUGUUUUGCUCUGUUUUUCCCUGGCCCCCCCAACACCCCGCAAAUCCUCCACUAAUUCCCCUCGACUGACGACAAGCAUGACGGAGCUCGGACUUGCACAUUUGGGAUGAUUUUCAUAAUGGUUCGCUUCAAAUGUACAUUUCCACGGAGCUGCAGCUGAGGUUUCAUUCAAAGUCCGACUGGAUUCUCACAGCGUGAUGGAUACAAAUGAGUUUGCAGUACUGAAACUUUUUGUUGUUGGGAUUUUGGUCAAUGCCUGGAUGAUGAAAGGAUUAUCAGCCACCGACAGUUUCGACAUAGAGCCCACUCCCCCCCAGCCGAAGAAAGCCUGCAAUGAGUCUCGUCUGCACUGGGAGGUAGAGGUCUGUGGAGAGGACUUCAAGCGGGACAUGGGUCACAUAGAUCAACAGUACUGGUGUAACCUCACACACUUCAUCAGUGAGUACCACCUCUUCACCCUCUGCACGGAGACAAAGUCCCACAUGGUCAACUGCUACUGGCCCAAUCCGCUGGUGGAGGGCUACAUCAUCCGCAUACACAAGCUAUUUUUCUCCAACUGCACCAUGGAGCAGGUGGUAUGGGUGGACCCGCCGGACGACACGCUAACCAUCCUCAUCCUCAUCCCUGUUUUCCUCACGCUGGCCAUGAUCGCGCUGGUGGUCUGGUGCAGCAAGAGGAGUGAUAUCCUGGCUUAGGAGGAGAGGAGGAUGGAAGAGGAUGGAGAAAACCGGGAGAAGGACGGAGUUCAAGGUCCCCACCUCUUCACUAGAACAAUACUGUACAAGGGAGUGCACAGAGGUUUUGGGAAAUUGUCUCAGUUGGUCAAUUUACCCCAUAAGUGGUGCUGCAAACCACCUGAACUUCCUGUGGAAAUGAGGGAGAAAGCACCUGGUAAUAUGAAGUAGUAUUUUCUUUAAUAGUUUGAUACAUUAUUUGUGAUUUUUCACAGUUCUGACAUUGCUCAACAGAUGUCUUAAUGCGGAACAGAAUUUAGAAUUUUUGGGAAGUACGCUUAUUGGCUUUCUUGCACUGUAAAUUAGUAGCUGCAGCCAGUUGCUUGUUAGCUUAGCUUAGCAUAAAGACUAGAAACAUGGUGAACAUAAUCCCUCUGUAAAAUCAUGACUUGCUCUUACAUUUAUUAUUUUUUUAUUUUACGGGUAAUACAAAGAUAAAAAGUGUUUAUUAGUGAGCUUCAGAUUUUUGUUACAUUGGAUGAAGCCUUGUGAGCACUUUCCCCUUGUUUCCAGCCUUAAGCUAAGCUAACCAGCACCUGAAUGUAGCAUCAUGUUUACCACCAGAGUGGUUUCAAUCUUCUCAUUUAACUGUUGACAAGAGAGCAAAUAAGCAUAUUUCCUUAAAUGUGAAACUAUUCCUUCAACACACAGAGGAGUUUAGUCAUUUGGCGUCGACAUCGCUUGUUGGGUAAACUGACCAGUGGGACAAUCGACCAAAUCUUGGCGCAUUCUUUAAAGCUCAUGGAACCGGACCUUUGACGUCGGAGAUUCUUGUCAGAGCACUGAACCGUUGCUGAAGGCCAAAGUAUCCACCAAGCAUCAGAGGCAGUAACAGAAGUCUAAAUCGGUGGGAAAUGAGACUCCCAGAGGACACCAUUUGUUAAAUAUUUUAACAUGAUACUGUAUGAUGGCUUGGAUGAAAAAGAAGCCAAAUCUGGACCCAAUACUGAUUCAAUUGACUCAAUUGUUUUUAUCUUACUGUUGAGUUACUGAAUGGACUGUCACCACUGGAAAGGAUACACUGGCACGCUACCCAAAGAUGAGGCAACACUAUGAUUCAUAUAUUUUGGGACUUAAAUUUCUUGUGUGACUACCUGAGCAUCAAAGGACUGUUUAAUAGCAGUGUAACUUAUCAAAUACUGUUGAAUGAAAUACUGUUAAUACUCACAAAGAGAGGUCCUCAAUGGAGACAAAGAACUAUGAACUGACAUUGAGACCUCGUACUGUAUAGUUAUGCUCUGUGUCCGUGCUGUCUACUGUAUCCGCAUUGCCCCUCAAGUCUUACUCAGACCAGUGAGAAACACACACUGAUGCUUUGAAGUGAACUCCUCUGGGGAAAGGCUUGAUUUAACGUACGCACUUCAUUGGUUCUUUGAACCACAGUCCUCAACAGCUACGAGGCAAACUAAACCAAGCACUGCUUUUUUAAUUUUCUUCCAAAGCAUAAGGCAUCGAUCUCUGUUUGUCAGCCCUCACCUGCACACUUUUGUCUAUGGAAACUGAUUAAAUCUCUCUUCAAAG